UUCUUUUUCUUUUUUGCUAGUUUUGUUUCUAUCGGGAAGAUUGUGUGAAAGCGGUCGUCAGUCAUGCCUGUGAACGUGCCUGAAUCGAGAGUGAUGGAGACUACGGAAGAGCGGCAAAAGUUCCUUGACGGAAGUCAGUACACCCAGAACGGAAUUUUGCGCUAUGAAAAGAUUUUCGGCGAGGAUUUCAUCAGUACUGGAGGCCGGGAAACUACCGAAGAAAUUGUGGCGACCCUGGGACUGAAACCCGGCAUGCAGGUGCUGGAUGUGGGUUGCGGGAUCGGGGGCAGUGUGUUCUACAUGGCCGAGCAUUUCGGCGUGAUUGCCCGAGGCGUGGAUUUGUCUGCCAAUAUGCUGAGCAUGGCCAAGCAGAAGCUCGACACCAAGUACGCCCACUUGAAGGACCGGGUGUCGUUCGAAUUGGCAGACUGCCUGCUCAUGGAAGUGCCCGAAAGCACGUUCGACGUGAUUUACUCGCGUGAUGCGAUGCUGCACAUUGCCGACAAGCCCACUCUUUUUGCACGACUCUACAAAUGGCUGAAACCCGGUGGUAAGCUGGUCAUCACCGACUACUGCCACGGCGAGAAGCUGCAGCACUCCGAAGAGUACGUCAAGUACGUCAAGAGCAGGAACUACCACCUGUUGACUGUCGUGGAUUAUGCCCACACACUGGAGCAGAUCUUCCCUGAAGUGUGGAGUGACGACCGAACAGCCACGUUCAUCAAAGUGCUCAAGCGAGAAGUGGCCCACCUCAAGGCCCACAGGGAAGCCUUUAUCCAGGAUUUCAGCGAGAAGGAUUACGACGAGCUGAUCAAGGGUUGGGAGGCCAAGGUUGUCAGAGCCUCGAGCGGGGAUCAGGCCUGGGGACUCUUCCUGGCCACCAAGAACUGAUUUCAGUCUUGCCAAUAUUUGUUUUUGUUUGUUUGUUUUGUUUGUUUGCUCAUUUCUUCCUGCAAACCUUUCGCUUAAUUUGCGAAGUUUCCGAGAGGUCUGUUUGUGGAAUGUGUAAAGUGUAUGUUGUCGAAUAAGAGCGCUAUUCUUUUGAAUGUUGGCCGAAUAAUCAAAUCACACGGAACGCUAGUUUUUUUUUCUUUUUUUGUUAAGGGAAAUGGAAACUCGAAGGAAAUAAAUCGAGAAAAUUGCA
This is a messenger RNA of Notodromas monacha, 1144 nucleotides long. The record is from the annotation of a GenBank genome assembly. Lineage: Eukaryota; Metazoa; Arthropoda; Ostracoda; Podocopida; Cyprididae.